UCUUCUUCUUCACUCUCUCUCUCCCUAACAAAACAAAACAAUGGAGGGAAAUUCGGAGGUGAGUCCCAAAGCACCGCUUCUAGGUCGGAGACCGAGUGAAAACGGUCGACGGAAUCGGUCACUGAGUCGGAGGUACUCAGUCAACUCGCUCAGGACCGAGUUCGUCUCGAGACUACCUGACAAGGUCAGAGAUGAUCUGGACGUCGAGUCUAGCCCCUACGACUUCGACCUCUCGCGGACCAAAGCCUUGACUUCAGGAGAAAAGGAAUACUAUGAAAGGCAAUUUGCAACUCUGAAAUCUUUCGAGGAAGUUGAUUCUAUAGUGCAAUCAGAGUGCCUUGAUGAGGAAGAUCUUGAGGAACAAGCCCAACAUGAAAGAGCCAUGAAGAUCUCUAAUUAUGUAAACAUAAUUCUCUUGGCACUUAAGAUCUAUGCUACCAUCAAGAGUGGGUCCAUAGCCAUUGCAGCGUCGACACUUGACUCUUUACUUGAUCUAAUGGCUGGUGGCAUACUUUGGUUCACUCACUUGUCAAUGAAAACUAUAAAUAUCUAUAGAUAUCCAAUUGGAAAAUUGAGGGUGCAGCCUGUUGGAAUAAUCAUUUUUGCUGCGGUCAUGGCUACACUAGGCUUUCAGGUAUUCAUCCAGGCUGUAGAACAGCUAAUCAAAGACGAACCUUCUGAGAAGAUGUCCUUAGAGCAAUUGGUCUGGUUGUCCGCAAUCAUGAUAUCUGCAACUGUAGUAAAACUUGCCCUUUGGGUUUACUGCAAAAGCUCGGGAAACAAGAUUGUCCGUGCCUAUGCAAAGGAUCACUAUUUUGAUGUAAUAACAAAUGUGGUGGGAUUAGUCGCGGCUGUACUUGCUGACAAAUUCUACUGGUGGGUUGAUCCAGCUGGUGCCAUUGUUCUUGCCAUUUACACAAUUUCAAAUUGGUCUGCAACGGUUUUAGAAAAUGCAGUGUCACUCGUGGGACAAUCUGCCCCUCCCGAAGUCUUGCAGAAGUUAACUUAUCUUGUGAUAAGGCACCCUCAAGUUAAGCGUAUUGACACCGUUCGUGCUUACACAUUUGGCGUUCUUUAUUUUGUAGAGGUUGACAUUGAACUUCCGGAGGACUUGCCCCUAAAAGAGGCACACAUGAUUGGGGAGACCUUGCAAAUAAAGAUCGAGAAGCUUCCAGAAGUUGAGCGGGCAUUUGUUCAUCUUGACUUUGAAUGUGAGCACAAACCAGAGCAUUCUGUACUUCACAAACUGCCAAAUUCUCAGCCUUGAUUCACAAUACCCGACUUUGAGAGUCAAACGACCGUCUUUCCAUUUGUAAUGUCGCAUCAUUUUUGUUGUCGAAAGAUAUUUAUUUGAGAAAUUACAAUGAUGAGUCAAUAUUCUUCUGCUCGUCAUGGUGUACAAACAAAAAAUACAUGUUUUUGUGUCAA
Morus notabilis is the source of this 1428-nucleotide messenger RNA. Its product is annotated as metal tolerance protein 4. Gene Ontology annotation, molecular function: manganese ion transmembrane transporter activity. Gene Ontology annotation, cellular component: membrane. The record is from RefSeq and is a predicted model, not a curated record. The transcript is spliced from 7 exons. NCBI's taxonomy places the organism in Eukaryota, Viridiplantae, Streptophyta, Magnoliopsida, Rosales, Moraceae. Gene Ontology annotation, biological process: transmembrane transport; monoatomic cation transport. The coding region runs from base 41 to 1267 and encodes 408 amino acids.